Messenger RNA from Cyprinodon variegatus (sheepshead minnow), 1836 nucleotides. RefSeq names its product claudin 19 (gene cldn19). The transcript is spliced from 5 exons. Bases 408 to 1064 code for a protein of 218 amino acids. The record is from RefSeq and is a predicted model, not a curated record. Gene Ontology annotation, biological process: cell adhesion; bicellular tight junction assembly. Gene Ontology annotation, cellular component: bicellular tight junction; plasma membrane. Gene Ontology annotation, molecular function: structural molecule activity. Lineage: Eukaryota; Metazoa; Chordata; Actinopteri; Cyprinodontiformes; Cyprinodontidae.
UAUCCACUUGAGCUUGCAACAGUUGAAAGGGUUCUAGUGGGGGGAGAUCAGACGAGCAAAGGAAAGGAGGGAACGGGAAUAGAAGGAAGCCAUGCAAACAGUGGGGCAACCCGGGGGUUUUGUUUAACAGGCCUAAUCACAGACCAGCAAAAACUGUUUGGUUUUGACUCAUCCCUGGAGGGAAACCAAAGAGGACAAAAUCUACCAUACCUGGCAGAAAAGACAUCAAGCUGUGGGCACAGACAAAGAAGAAAAUAACAUCGUUAAAGUGGACAAAUACUUAGAGGUGCAAGGAAGCGAGGAAUUGUCGAGUAAGCAGCAGCAACAGCUCAAAGACGACCUGAAAAGAACUGAAGCAGCCUUAGUCCAGGCGAGAUUAGACAGUAAAACAAAGUGUUAGAGGGACGAUGGCCAACUCAGGUCUUCAGUUGUUGGGCUACUUUCUAGCGUUGGGUGGUUGGAUUGGAAUCAUCUCUACCACCGCACUUCCUCAGUGGAAGCAGUCAUCCUAUGCCGGGGACGCCAUCAUCACAGCUGUAGGUCUGUAUGAGGGGCUGUGGAUGAGCUGCGCUUCCCAGAGUACAGGACAGGUGCAGUGCAAGAUCUUUGACUCCAUGCUCUCCCUGGACUUCCACAUCCAGACAUGCCGCGCUCUCAUGGUGAUCUCUGUGCUGCUGGGCUUUAUCGGCAUCAUCGUCAGCGUCGUAGGGAUGAAGUGCACCAAUGUUGGAGAUAACAACCCUUCCACCAAGACCCGUAUUGCUGUUGCUGGAGGGGCUCUCUUCCUGCUUGCAGGUCUCUGCACACUUGUGUCCGUGUCCUGGUAUGCCACUCAGGUGUCCUACCAAUUCUUUAACCCAAAUACACCGGCCAAUGCAAGGUAUGAGUUUGGCUCAGCUUUGUUCGUGGGCUGGGCUGCCGCCAGUCUGACCGUCCUCGGCGGCUCGUUACUGUGCUGCUCCUGCUCCAGAGACAACAUGCGAGGGCAGCCAUAUUACCACCAAUCACAGCCUUCCACAGCAAGGGAGGCAGAGUUGUUGAGUGAAACUAGCUUCCCUGACUGAUCGAGGACUUUCUGACUGUCCAACCACUGAAUUUCCUUUUCACCGUCCGGUUACACUGUUUGCCCCAAAUUUUAAUUCCUGUUUGUCAUAUUUGUAAUAUAGAAGUGUUGGAAACAUAUUCUUUCACUCCACCAUAUUUGAUCUUCAGUGUAAAUAUAGAUUAUUAAAGGAUAUUUGAGCUUUUCAUUGAGAAAUCAUUUAUUGUCCUUCUCAUCACCUCCCUUGAUUUGAAUCAUAGCAAUGUGCUGCUUUGCCGUGUCAACUAUAUCCAAUGAUCCCUGGGUGUUGAAAAUGUAUUUUACUGGUUUCAUUUGUUCGAUAUGGUUGUAUUUUGACUGAAACCUGUUUUUUUCCCCUCUGAAUUGCAGACCAAAUGUUAAAAGUACCCCACCAGAGAAAAGGGAGCAGUACUUGUAGUUUGGGAGAGUCUUCUGGCCUUUUCCAUGGCUUAAAAAACUCCCAUUGAGGAAUACAGACCAGACGAACACAUUUCUGAACUGAACUCUAAGAAAUUGCAGAAGAAUAAUUUUGUGGGUUAUAGAAAAGACUUGUGGGGUGGGGGGUGUUUGGGGGGGUCAUAAAUUUAAGUGUUAGGGGUUACAGAUCAGAACAUUGACUUUGUUAACUUUGGGGAAACUCAUUAGGAUAUGUUUUAUAUAACAUAUUUAAAGGUAUGUGUAUAUACAUUAUAUCUACAUCUAUCUAUAUAUAUAUACGGAAGAGGAUUAGGGCCACUGGAAAAAAAAAAAAGUUAACUGAUUUUUAAAUUUUA